AUUGAGAGAAGGCUACUUAGCUUCAAGUUUGCAGACCCUAGUGUUCAAAUGAACUGGAUACAUGUAGAGAAUUUUGUACAAGCUCAUAUUCUAGCUGCUGAUGCUCUCACCCCUGAAAAGAACUUCAGAGCUAGUGGCCAGGUGUAUUUCAUUCACGAUGGUGAAAAAUCCAACCUUUUUGAAUGGCUAACUCCACUUUUUGAAAGAUUAGGCUGCAGUAAGCCAUGGAUACGCAUUCCUACUUGCUUAGUCUAUGCAUCAGCCACACUCAUGGAACACCUUCAUUCACUUCUGAGACCAAUUGUUGACCUGCCCCCACUGCUGACCAGAAAUGAGGUUAUGAACAUUUCUGUAACUCACACAUUUAAAAUAGACAAGGCACGAGCUCAGCUGGGGUACCGCCCACUGAAGUAUGACUUUGCUGAUUCUGUGGACCACUACAUGGAAUCCAGACCACAGCCCUCGAAUUAUCAAGUCUUCUUCAAUAUUUUGCUUACUUUUACUAUUACCUUAAUUUUGUUUUUUCUUUCUUUAAAACUUGAUAGCCUCUCAGUUCUGCAUUUUUUUAAAGAAAGACGACACUGACCUGCAUAAACUGCACAGUCACAGCAUUGCUACCCAGAUCAUUCUAACCUCCACAAUAAUUACUGGCACAGUGCAACAAACAGGUAGCUACUUUUAAAUAUAGAAACAAAAUCAUUACAGAUGAGUGGCUGGACCUGAGAAAUUAAAAUACAGUAAACAAUAAUUGCCAAAUCACCAAAACACAACCAGAGUCAAGAUUGUUGCCUCUAUUUCAAACCAAAACAACUUUCAAAUUGAUUGCUGAAGUAAAUGAGAACCUGCAGAAAGAACAGGAGCUGCAGACAGCCUGCAGUACUUCACCAGUGAAUAAAAAUGGCUGAAAUAAGGAGAAAGACUGACCACAGCUUCUGUCCUGGCUCACUACCUUGGGGAACAGAGGAACAAGCAAAGGCACAGACAGAACAGAUUACUGCAAAUAACACACACCAGGUCUAAGAGACUUCACAUUGUCUGAUUUCAUGAAUUAGCUCUAGCACCACAUCUAAGGGAAAAUAAAAGUGUACUGGA
Molecule: messenger RNA, 1092 nt
Organism: Ficedula albicollis (Collared flycatcher)
Lineage: Eukaryota; Metazoa; Chordata; Aves; Passeriformes; Muscicapidae
Product: putative short-chain dehydrogenase/reductase family 42E member 2
Exons: 5
Coding region: 49-585 (178 amino acids)
Biological process (GO): steroid biosynthetic process
Molecular function (GO): 3-beta-hydroxy-Delta5-steroid dehydrogenase (NAD+) activity
Source: RefSeq, a predicted model, not a curated record